Messenger RNA from Terrapene triunguis (Three-toed box turtle), 1712 nucleotides. Its product is annotated as inositol hexakisphosphate kinase 3-like. Gene Ontology annotation, biological process: inositol phosphate biosynthetic process; phosphatidylinositol phosphate biosynthetic process. Gene Ontology annotation, molecular function: inositol hexakisphosphate kinase activity. The record is from RefSeq and is a predicted model, not a curated record. Gene Ontology annotation, cellular component: cytoplasm; nucleus. The coding region runs from base 1 to 1239 and encodes 412 amino acids. NCBI's taxonomy places the organism in Eukaryota, Metazoa, Chordata, Testudines, Emydidae. The transcript has 5 exons.
AUGGUGGUGCAGAAUAAGCUGGACACGGGGGACCCCAGGAAAGCUGUCCUUUUGGAGCCAUUCAUCCAUCAGGUUGGGGGCCACAUGAGCAUGAUGAAAUAUGAUGAGCACACCGUCUGCAAGCCCCUCAUCUCCCAGGAGCAGUGGUUCUAUGAGUCGCUCCCCACACCCAUUAAGCAGUUCACGCCUCAGUACAAAGGUAUCAUCUCGGUGUGCCUCAGAAAGGACAGCUUGGGCAACCUAGGCCUGAUAGCCAGCCCCAGCCUGCCGACCGACAACUGCAGUUCCUUGGAUAAGGAGCAUUCGGUGAUGCUAUGUCAGGAGAUCAAGCGGACGUCCACCACCAGCAGCGAGCGCUUGUUUGUCAAAUGGAGUCAGGCAUCUUUCACAAAGACCAUCAAAGACAGCGGCCCAGGGAAGGCGCUCCUGAGGACGGAACUUCAGUACCGUACGGACGACUCUUCGCUCAUGGAGGAUACAAAUGGGAACCAGCCAGAAAGAAAGAGCUAUAACCCCUGGGGACUGCACUGCCACCAACUGCACCUGAACCGCAUGUCCUCCAAACUUGAUGAGAACAAACUACAUCAGUUUCUGUUGCUUGAAAACGUGGUGUCAAAGUAUCAAUAUCCCUGCAUUCUGGACUUAAAGAUGGGAACCAGGCAGCAUGGAGAUGAUGCAUCAGAAGAGAAGAAAACACGCCACAUAAUGAAGUGUGAACAGAGCACUUCUGGAUCUCUUGGAGUUCGCAUCUGUGGAAUGCAGGUUUACCAAGCAGAUACUGGCCAAUUUCUCUGCAAAGACAAGUAUUAUGGAAGGAAACUAUCACCCGAUGGCUUCAGACAAGCCCUCUACCAGUUCCUUCACAAUGGUAACUGCCUCAGAACAGACCUCUUGGCACCCAUUGUGUCACAGCUAAAGGCUCUGCUUUCAGUCAUCAAAAACCAGAGCUCCUAUCGAUUCUACUCCAGCUCCCUUCUCAUCAUCUAUGAUGGACAGGAACCCAAGGAGAAUAAAGAAACCUUAGACAACCAUCCUCAGGGGUGUUUUCAGAACAUAAACCGCACCAUGCCACAUGGGACUGGUCAUCCCAAAGUUGACGUCCGCAUGAUAGAUUUUGCUCACACCACUUAUAAAGGUUCAAAGUAUAAUCACACCAUCUACGACGGGCCAGACCACGGCUAUAUUUUCGGUCUAGAAAAUCUUGUCAACAUUCUUGAGAAUACUAGAGAAGGAGAAUGACAAAUGCUGUGACAUGGCAUGGACUUUGUGGUGAUAGAUAUCCCAGAAAGGGACUGCCUAUGCAUUGGGCCAACUGCAUGGAGCCCCUCACGGCUUUUGAACAUCCUGUGUACUUUUUGGAAUGAGAGCAUUGGUGACUUGCUAGGAAAGCGCAGAAGAUGCUACAUGCCAUUACCAAAGCGAACUGUAAAAGCAAAGGAUUGAAAAGAAUCCACCGUGCUUGUGAUCUCGCCGAAGAUUUAUUUUCCUUUCUUCUUUUACUGCUGUCCUUGAUUUGUUUGCGACCGAGAGGAAAGCAUUACUUGAAAGAAUCUUAAAAUUAUUAUAGGGCCUGCUCACCUCCAUAUGCACCAGCAAAGCCAAGAAGGCUAAGCAAAGACUGUGCAGUUGAGAGACUAUUAAGAGGUGUUGGUAGGUCUGAACAAGUUGCAGCAUUACUUUCAACCCAAGCUCAACAUGAUGGGCCAAGGACA